Thalassophryne amazonica is the source of this 1015-nucleotide messenger RNA. RefSeq names its product TNF superfamily member 10 (gene tnfsf10). Gene Ontology annotation, molecular function: tumor necrosis factor receptor binding. The record is from RefSeq and is a predicted model, not a curated record. Gene Ontology annotation, cellular component: membrane. Gene Ontology annotation, biological process: immune response. NCBI's taxonomy places the organism in Eukaryota, Metazoa, Chordata, Actinopteri, Batrachoidiformes, Batrachoididae. The coding region runs from base 101 to 946 and encodes 281 amino acids. The transcript is spliced from 6 exons.
GGACGGGGAGGGCAGCAGUAAAAGGAGCAACUCUCUGCUAUUGUUCUUGUUCUGGAGUGUGGAAACGGGUCGCGGACCCGGACGGCGGCGGUCUGUCGUUAUGACGGGCUCCGGGCCGAGGCUCGGGGUUUUGCUGCUGGUGGCGGUUCUGCUUCAGACUGUGGCCGUGACCAUCACCGUGCUGCACUUCACCACGGUUCUCAACGCGAUGAAGGAGACUUUUGCUCGGAGCAGCGUUUCCUGUCUGACGGGUGCUGACUUGCAGAGCGUCUCAGCUGUACGGGGGGAUCCAUGCUGGCAGGUCACGCAGCAGCUUCACUUGCUCAUUGAGAAGUCUCUGUCUCAGCGUUAUCAGAAAGCCAUUUCUUCAGCUGUUAGAGAUGAAGUAUCUCGAGUGCUGCCCUCACUUGUGUUGGAUGACAAGGACUCGCCUCAUCCCAAAGUCUCCGCCCAUGUCACCGGCAGCUUUCUGCCCAAACAGGAGCGAGGAGGAGGAGUCUCUCCUGGGCGACGCGUUCAGGGCCAGAAGAUUUCAUGGUGGGAGGGGCAGAAGGGUCUGGCCUUCCUCCAGGAUGUGCAGCUGGUGGAUGGUGAGCUGGUGGUUCCUCAGGCCGGCCUCUACUACAUCUACGCUCAGACAUAUUUUAGACACACCCACUCCCUGGAGGAGGAUGGCGAGGACAGCCAGGAGGCACAGGACAGAGGAAGGCCUCUGCUGCAGUAUGUCUAUAAAAAGGUGAGUACUUACCCCAUUCCCAUCCUGCUGAUGAAGACAAGCCGUACCUCCUGCUGGUCCCGGGGAUCCCAAUUUUCUCUGCACUCUGCCCACCAAGGGGGAUUGUUUCCACUUAGCAGUGGUGACCGUCUGUUUGUCACAGUGACCAACGCCACAGCUGUAGACAUGGAUGAGAGAAGCAGCUUCUUUGGAGCGUUUCUCAUCAGCUAGUGGACCGCUUGUCAGCGGAGCAUCUGAUGAAAAGACUUCAAGGAGGAUUACAAAAUGACUACAGACCUC